Molecule: messenger RNA, 525 nt
Organism: Sipha flava (yellow sugarcane aphid)
Lineage: Eukaryota; Metazoa; Arthropoda; Insecta; Hemiptera; Aphididae
Product: zinc finger BED domain-containing protein 1-like
Exons: 1
Coding region: 1-525 (174 amino acids)
Source: RefSeq, a predicted model, not a curated record
AUGAUUGUUACAGACUAUCAACCUCUGUCGUUAGUUGAGAACAGUGGGUUUUUGGAAUAUUCUAAAAAAUUGCAACCUCUAUUUAAGGUUCCCAGUAGGAAAACAUUAACUACAAAAUUAUUGCCAAAUGAAUACAACAAGAUCGUCAUUAAAAUAAAAAAUAUGUUGGAAAAUGUUGCUUAUUUCUCUAUUACAACUGAUAUAUGGACAUCUGAUAAUAAUAUACCUUACUUAACAGUUACAUGCCAUUUUAUUUUGGAUACUCGUUUAUAUUCACCCAUUUUAGCAACUAGAGAUAUGCGCGAAUCUCAUACUGGCGUCAAUAUAAGUAAUUUGCUUUCAGAUAUUUUAAAUGAGUGGAGCAUUAAAGAUAAAAUAGUGACUAUAGUCUCAGACAACAGAGCUAAUAUAAAAAAUGCUAUAAAUGUACACCUAGGUAAAUACCAUCAUCCAUAUGUCGUGCACACACUAAGUUUAAGUAUUAACGAAGCAAUUAUGUCGAAUAAAGUUAGGAAAUCUUUAUAA